Messenger RNA from Spinacia oleracea (spinach), 1619 nucleotides. Its product is annotated as protein FAR1-RELATED SEQUENCE 5-like. The coding region runs from base 87 to 1619 and encodes 510 amino acids. Lineage: Eukaryota; Viridiplantae; Streptophyta; Magnoliopsida; Caryophyllales; Amaranthaceae. The transcript has 5 exons. The record is from RefSeq and is a predicted model, not a curated record.
GGCUUCAUAAUUUUGAAUUCAAAAAGUGUGAAUAGGAGAGAGAAAGCUUACAUUUGUGCAUAAUUUUUUUUUAGAGAGAGAAACUGAUGGAAAAUUCUCAAAUAUUCCAUGAUUUCUCUGUUUCAACAUCAAUUUCGAAUGAUUCUUCUUCUUGUCAUCUGAAUUCUUCAGCUGAAAAUCAGAGUUACGAAGAUAUAUUAAAUAAUGCAGUUAAUAAUUCAGAACAAAAUGAUGCUAAUGAGGAUCCAGAAUCCUAUGUGGUUGUUGGCCAAGAUUUUGAAGAACCAGUUUCAUUAGAGGGAAGUGUAGUUAAGGAUGAUGAUGAGGCGUAUGAGUUAUACAACAGUCAUGCAUUUAGGAAUGGUUUUGGUACUAGGAAGGGUAAAAAGGAGUAUAGAAGUGGUACUAGAAUAGUUCGACAACGGUUUUUUGUUUGUGCAUACGAGGGGUUUAAAAAUCCAGAUGGUGUUGUGCCUAAAUCCUUUAAAAAAAUUGAUAGGAGAACUGGAUGCAAGGCUUCAGUUCAGUUUGAUGUUGAUAAGAAAACUGGAGUGUAUGUUCUUUCUAAGCAUUCCCGUCUGCAUAACCAUUCAAUGGUUCCUGCUAAUAAGAGACACCUUAUUAGGUCACAUAGGCACAUUUCAAAAGAACAAUUGGCUUUUCUUACUACUUUUACUUGUAGUGGCACGAAGCUUGCUGAUGUUCUUAGAGCUAUGAGGAAAGAAGUUGGUGGUGAGGCGAAUUUAGGGUUCACUGUUCCUGACGCGUAUGAUGCUGUUUUGGCAGAGAAGAAGAAAAAGUUGGAUGGUUGUGAUUCAAAUCAGUUGAUCAGAUGGUUCGCUAUGAGGCAAGCUAAAGAACAUGAUUUUUAUUAUGAUUUUCAAUUGAAUGAAGAGAAUCAGUUGAUCAUUUUUUUUUGGAGAGAUGGAAGAAUGCGGUCUGAUUAUGAAGCUUUUGGUGAUUUAUUGAUUCAUGAUACAACUUAUCGUACUAAUAAAUACGAUAUGAUUUGUGGGCCUUUUGUUGGAAUGAAUCUUCACACUCAAAAUAUCAUGUUUGGAGUGGGUUUUAUAUUGAAUGAGAAGGCAGGUACUUUUGACUGGCUUUUUAAUUCUUUUUUGACUUCAAUGGGAGGGAAGCAACCUGUGACUAUCAUGACUGAUCAAUCUUCUGCCAUGGACAAGGCUAUAAGGGAAGUGUUUCCAAAAUCGAGGCAUCGUUUGUGUACAUGGCACAUUGGGGAAAAUGCUGUUGUAAACAUCAAAGGUGUUAUGGCCAAAGAAGGUUUCAAACGUCGGUUUGAUUAUGUUUUGAAAUAUACUGACACAGUUGCUGAGUUCGAGCAUUAUUGGAAUAGUCUUAUGACUGAUUACAAUUGCAAGACACACAAAUGGAUAGAGAGGUUAUAUGAUUUGAAAGAGAAAUGGUGUCCUGCAUAUAACAAAGAGUGGUUUUCUGGGGGUAUUUUAUCUUCUCAAAGGAGUGAGACGACAAAUCAUUCUAUUUCUAGGAGGUUGCAUAAAACGAAUGGUUUAUGUGAUUUUUAUAAGUGUUUUUUAGAUGUAAUUGAUGAAUGGAGAAGUAAGGAGAACAAGGGAGAUUAUAAUUCUUCUACUUGA